Molecule: messenger RNA, 1490 nt
Organism: Nicotiana attenuata
Lineage: Eukaryota; Viridiplantae; Streptophyta; Magnoliopsida; Solanales; Solanaceae
Product: peroxisomal (S)-2-hydroxy-acid oxidase GLO4-like
Exons: 12
Coding region: 218-1309 (363 amino acids)
Molecular function (GO): oxidoreductase activity; FMN binding
Source: RefSeq, a predicted model, not a curated record
UUUGCAGCCAAAUGAUUAGUGUAUAGACACAUGCCUAUUUCCUUCACCUCCGGACCCCCACAGUUUUGAGUUUUGACCAUUGCAUGGAAAUGGAAACAGAUAAUCCUCUGAUCAUUUAAAAUCUGCACACAGCAAUUCAAAAGGCUAUCUCUAAGUUCAAUUACAGCAAAGAGAGAUACUGGAGAGUGUGUACUCUUCUCUGUAUCCUACAGGCUAAAUGGCAGGUGAACCAGUUAAUGUAAAUGAAUUUGAAGAGCUAGCUAGGCAAGCUCUUCCAAAGAUGUACUAUGACUUCUUUGCAGGAGGAUCUGAGGAUCAAUAUACACUAAAAGAAAAUACAGAAGCAUUUCGUAGAAUCACUAUUCGGCCAAGAAUGCUUGUUGAUGUGAGCAAAAUAGACAUGUCAACUGUUAUACUUGGUAACAAGACGUCGGCUCCCAUUAUAGUUGCUCCAACUUCCUCACAUCAAUUGGCACAUUCUGAAGGAGAAGUUGCAACAGCUAGAGGUGCAGCAGCAUGUAAUGUUAUCAUGGGAUUGGCAUUUACGUCUACAUGCACAGUGGAGGAGGUUGCUUCAAGCUGCAACGCUGUUCGCUUCCUUCAAACUUUCGCUUUCAAGAGAAAUAUAUUAGAACUUAUGGUAAGGAAAGCUGAGAGCAACGGGUUCAGGGCUAUAAUUCUCACUGCUGAUACUCCGAGGCUUGGAAAAAAGGAGGCUGAUAUAAAGAAUAAGAUGAUUGCACCUCGGUUGGGGAACUUUGAAGGUCUUAUAUCAACUGAAGUUGUUUCUGCCAAAGACUCCACAACUGAAGCAUACGCUGCAGAAACUCUUGACCCUUCGUUUUGCUGGAAGGAUAUAGCGUGGUUAAAAUCAGUUACCAAGUUGCCAAUUCUGAUAAAGGGCAUUCUCACUAGUGAAGAUGCAAUCAAAGCGAUUGAAGCAGGAGUUGCAGGAAUUAUUGUCUCAAAUCAUGGAGCUCGGCAACUAGAUUGUACUCCAGCCACUAUUUCUGUUCUUGAAGAGGUGGUCCAUGCUGUUCAAGAUAAAGUUCCAGUUUUCUUUGAUGGAGGAAUUAGGCGAGGAACAGACAUAUUCAAGGCCUUAGCACUUGGUGCAAAAGCUGUUCUGAUUGGUCGACCGGUUAUCUACGGCCUGGCCACUAAGGGAGAGUCUGGUGUAAAGCAAGUUAUAGAAAUGUUGAAGAAUGAACUUGAGCAGACCAUGGCUCUUGCUGGCUGCUGCAAUGUGAAUGACAUUACCAGAAGCCAUGUUAAGACAGAAAAAGAAAGUUUCCUUAGUAGGAUGUAGUUUUCAUCCUCUGUACCUUAAAUAAGUGGCCUUGGCCCCAACUCUACAAUAAAAAAAUGCAGUCCGGUGCAUUAAGCUCCCGCUAUGCGCGACUCUACAAUCAUGUCAAAUGUUGAUUCGUAGUAAUGUUCUGUGUGUAGUGACAUUAUCAAUACUUGUAAUGGUUUCUUUUGCUCUCCAA